AUGGAUGUAAGCACCCUGCCUGCCUUAAUAUUCACCUACAUCAAGAAACGACACGGCAUUCGCUUCAGUACUAACUUUUAUUCACUCAAGGUUUUUCACGCCUACACGUACUCUACAGCAGGGUGGCUCGCGCUGCAGAGCGUGCCCUUGAUUGCGGGACCAAGUAUGAUCGUAGCCAUGCUUUUGGAUGAGACUCGGCCAGCCAGCUCCAUAGAGCUAUACUUUGCACGAAGCCUUGGUUUCAGUCUCCUCGCCGUGGCAAUGUUGACCAUGAUGCUCACGGGCUCGAUCCCUCUGACAACCGGCAUUUCUCAGUCUGUUACCACCGAUGACUCGGACCCCAAGGCGCCUUAUGCCUAUCCAACUCUCAUGGUAACUUUCAUGUUUCACGCUCUCUCAGCCUUUUACACAUACACGUCGUAUGUCACUGGGGGCCAGAGUGUUUUUGCGGUUGCAGUGGCUGGAAACUCGGCCCUUGCUUUUGUUGGACUAUGGUGUGUGCUGUUCGCAAGCAGCAAUGGCAAGAUAAGUCGGCGAACUGGUGCGGAUAAGAGGACAGCUGGGUUUCCGUUCUCCAACAAGGAGGCCGAUAAGAAGCGUGCUGGGAAGAAGCGCAUUUAA
This is a messenger RNA of Penicillium pulvis, 621 nucleotides long. RefSeq lists its product as uncharacterized. The coding region runs from base 1 to 621 and encodes 206 amino acids. The record is from RefSeq and is a predicted model, not a curated record. The transcript has 2 exons. Lineage: Eukaryota; Fungi; Ascomycota; Eurotiomycetes; Eurotiales; Aspergillaceae.